Molecule: messenger RNA, 1741 nt
Organism: Ipomoea triloba (trilobed morning glory)
Lineage: Eukaryota; Viridiplantae; Streptophyta; Magnoliopsida; Solanales; Convolvulaceae
Product: patatin-like protein 2
Exons: 7
Coding region: 34-1314 (426 amino acids)
Biological process (GO): lipid metabolic process
Molecular function (GO): glycerophospholipase activity; monoacylglycerol lipase activity
Source: RefSeq, a predicted model, not a curated record
CUUUAUCAUUUGGAUCUCUUGAUUACACCUGAAAUGGGAAACAGCCACACAACCGCCUCGUCCACCGCCGAUGACACGACCGCGGCCGUCGAUCCGGCGAACCUCCAAGAGUACAACUCUGUGGCCAUCCCUCCCGGCGGCAUUAUUACCAUUCUUAGCAUCGACGGAGGUGGCAUCCGUGGCAUCAUUCCUGGCACCAUUGUCGCUUAUCUUGAAGAGCAACUUCAAGCGCUAGACGGUCCGGAUGCAAGAGUUGCGGACUACUUCGACGUGAUUGCCGGAACCAGCACCGGCGGGCUGAUGACCACCAUGUUAGCCGCGCCAGACAAGAACAAACGCCCCCUCUACGCGGGCAAGGAUCUCGUCCCUUUCUACAAGGAGCACGGACCAAAGAUCUUUCCAUCAGCUGGAAUAUUUGAAACGGUCAGAGACACAACCAGGUUACUCUCAGGUCCCAAGUACGACGGGAAAUACCUUCACCAGUUACUAAAGAACCUGUUGGGAGAUACUCGGUUGGGUCAAACUUUGACUCACGUUGUCAUUCCUACCUUCGAUAUCAAGACCUUCCAGCCCACAGUUUUUAAUACUUGCGACGUUAAGGAUUCCCCCGAAAAGAAUGCUAAGUUGUCCGACAUAUGCAUCGGAACCUCCGCCGCUCCGACUUACUUACCCGGCCAUUACUUCGAGACCACCGAUGCUAACGGCGCAAAGGUCGAGUACAACCUCGUCGACGGCGGAGUAGCAGCAAACAAUCCGACUCUUGUCGCGAUUAGCACGGUGACGCAAAGGAUGGUGAAUAAGGAUCCGAAGUUCUUGUUAGAUAAUCCGUCGAAGCAGCCAAUUGGAUGCCACCGGUUCUUGAUAUUGUCGAUCGGUACCGGCACGGCGAAAUACGGUUCCAAGUACACGGCGAAGCAGGCGGCGGGGUGGGGUGUUUUGGGGUGGCUGUCUCAAGGAGACGGUAACCCUUUGAUUGAUGUGUUCUCCGAUGCAAGUUCGGAUAUGGUGGAUUAUCAUAUCGCCACCAUUUUCCAAGCCCUUAAUGUGGGAGAUAAUUAUCUUCGUAUUCAGGAGGAAAAUUUACGAGGGACAGCAUCCUCGGUGGAUAUUUCGACCAAGGAAAACUUGAAUGCGCUUGAACAGGUUGGCAAAAACUUGUUGAAAAAAGCAGUUUCGAAGUUGAAUCUCUUUACAGGGCAGUAUGAACCGAUCGAAGGAGCUGGAACAAACCAAGAUGCUUUGAAAAGGUUUGCUAAAUUGUUAUCCGAAGAAAGGAAACGCCGAAUUACCGUUUCUGCUGCCGGCGGCCAGUAACUAAUUUGUUGAUGGGUGAUUUACGCUACCCCAAAAAUACUUCUUUAAUUAAUUACACAAUAAUGACAUGCAAUGUUUUUAAUUUCUGGUUCUUGAAUUGUUGUCAUGGGCACGAUAAAGGUUUAUAGUAACUUUUUUUGUAUUGUACAAUUUAUUAAUUACAACAUUAGAAUGAGAAUUUUUAUGCUGAUGUCGUGUAAUCGUAAUGGUGUCAAGUAGACUACUUUAGUAUCAAAGCCUGCACCCAAACUCUAUGGGUCCAUAUAGUUAAACGGCAAAUUAUUGUGUGGAUCAUGGUCCACAUAGUUGUGUGAAUUACGGUUCAAAACGAUGUUAUUUUGAUGUUUUAAAAAAAUUCUUGUUCUGCGCACAUAUUUGAAUAGUAAACAUUCUUGAGUAAGAUAAUAUAUUUUAUGAAUUGAAAUAA